Messenger RNA from Salmo salar (Atlantic salmon), 6873 nucleotides. Its product is annotated as MBT domain-containing protein 1. Lineage: Eukaryota; Metazoa; Chordata; Actinopteri; Salmoniformes; Salmonidae. The record is from RefSeq and is a predicted model, not a curated record. Gene Ontology annotation, cellular component: nucleus. Gene Ontology annotation, biological process: negative regulation of DNA-templated transcription. Gene Ontology annotation, molecular function: chromatin binding; zinc ion binding.
GUUAAACACGCGCGUGCGCUUUCGAUGCAUUGUGUUUUUGUUGAUAUCCUGAUAUUUUCAGGCUCCGACUUUAGCUUUCUGAAGCUAAUAAACCUCCCCUACUUUGGGGGGUUUUACUAUUAUAGCCAAUUGAGACAAUAAUAAAAUACCAUAGCUAGCUAUAUGAAGGGCUGAUGGAGAACACAAGGAAUUUGGCUGAGCGCACCCCGCGUUCGGAGCGUAAGCGUCAGGACUCGUUCGGUAUGUUUGACGGGUACGACAGCUGCAGUGAGGAGAGCACCAGUAGCUCCAGCUCAGAGGACAGUGAGGACGAGGUGCCAUCCAUCCCUGCCAGCCUGCCCAUCAUCAAGAACAAUGGACAAGUUUACACCUAUCCCGACGGCAAGGCCGGCAUGGCCACCUGUGAGAUGUGUGGGAUGGUUGGAGUGCGAGAUGCCUUCUACUCCAAAACCAAGCGCUUCUGCAGCGUCUCCUGCUCUAGAAGUUAUUCUUCUAACUCUAAAAAAGCCAGUAUAAUGGCUAGACUCCAGGGUAAACCACCUACGAAAAAGGCCAAGGUCUUACAGAAACAGCCUCUCAUGGCGAAGUUGGCAGCUUAUGCCCAGUACCAAGCAAGUCAACAACAACAAAACCUGGCUAAAUCAAAAGCAGUAGUUCCUGUUGAGUGCUUUGAUUGGGGAAGAUACAUCUGUAGCAAUAACCUGGUUGGAGCACCAGUCAGCUGCUUCAAGCACGUCCCUAUGGGUACGUGCUGGGGAGACCUAGCUGAAGGAGUGAGGGUGGAGGUGCUCAACUCCGAUACUAACCUCUCUACUAAAGUCUACUGGAUAGCGGGGAUCGUCAAACUUGCAGGGUUCAAGGCUCUGCUGCGGUACGAGGGUUUUGACAACGACACCAUCAGGGACUUCUGGUGUAACCUCUGUGUUCCAGAGAUCCACCCCGUGGGGUGGUGCGCCUCCAGUGGGAAACCCCUCGUACCUCCCAAAUCGAUACAGAAUAAGUACUCUAACUGGAAAGCUUUUCUUGUGAAGCGACUCACUGGAGCCAAGACACUGCCACCGGACUUUGCUGCUAAGGUCCAUGAGAACAUGCAGUUCCCUUUUAAGAAGCUGAUGCGAGUGGAGGUGGUGGAUAAGACACAUCUGUGCCGAACUCGGGUAGCUCUGGUGGAGCAGGUGAUUGGGGGAAGGCUGAGACUCGUCUACGAGGAGAGCUCCGACGACUUCUGGUGUCACAUGUACUCCCCGCUCAUACACGCCAUCGGAUGGUCCCGGAGCAUCGGACACCGCUUCAAACGAUCCGAUGUGUCAAAGAAAAUCGAUGGUCAGAUGGACGCCCCCGCCCCGCUGUUUGCCAAGGUGAAAGAUGUGGACCAGAGUGGUGAAUGGUUCAAGGACGGGAUGAAACUAGAGGCCAUUGACCCUCUAAACCUCUCAGCUAUAUGUGUAGCCACUGUAAGAAAGGUGUUGGCAGACGGGUACCUCAUGAUCGCCAUCGACGGGUCGGAGGCGGCUGAUGGCUCAGACUGGUUUUGCUACCACUCCACUUCUCCCUCCAUCUUCCCUGCUGGCUUCUGUGGAAUCAACAACAUUGAACUCACGCCCCCUAGAGGGUACACUAAACUGCCAUUUAAAUGGUUUGACUACCUCAGAGAAACGAGUUCAAUAGCCGCUCCUGUGAAGCUCUUCAACAAGGAUGUUCCAAACCAUGGGUUCCGCCAGGGCAUGAAGCUGGAGGCCGUGGACCUGAUGGAUCCCAGGCUGGUGUGUGUUGCCACAGUGACUCGGAUCGUCCACCGCCUGUUGCGCAUCCACUUUGACGGCUGGGAGGAUGAGUAUGACCAAUGGGUGGACUGCCAAUCACCUGACCUCUACCCCGUGGGCUGGUGUCAGCUGACCGGCUACCAGCUACAGCCCCCCGCCGCACAGAGAAACCUUAAGGAGCUUGGUCGGGAAAUCUCGGGAUACCAGUUACCGUGGCCAGAGAAAUCCCACCUGCUGUACCUAAGCAGAAGAAGAAAGCCCAACAGUACAAAGGCCAAAAGAAAAAGCGGAAGAUUCCGGUUGGUCGACGGCCCUUCAGUCAGGCAGGCAGGAGGAGGAGCCUAUCAGGGGAGGAGGAAGAGCAGAGUCCGCCCCCUUACUCCAGCCAGGGCCCCACUAUGGUCCCCCGGCCCCGCACCCACCACCACCACACCCACAAACCAGAGUCUCUGUUGCGUCUGAAGGAGGAGCCGGCUGAGGUGGAUGAGUUCACCUUCUCCCAGGGCAUCUCAGAUCAGGAGAGCAACGGCUCGGGCAGCUAUUACAUCAAACAGGAGCCCUGAUGAUCCGGGGGACAGGGGCCUCGGGCUAGGCCUGGGAGGCCAGGGGGAAGCCGGGUAGGACAGGCCAAUGGGAACCUCCUACAUCCCCCCCCCAAAUAGGAUAAGACCAAUCUUUAAACCAAGACGAGAACAACAGGGCAGGGAGCAUGGAGUGCCCAAAAAAACGUAUACAGAGAAGCCAGCUUCUUACACCCCAAUCAGGAGAGAAUGCUACUGGGGUACAAAACACUGAGUGACUUCAUGCCCUGAAACCCCAACCCACAAAUUAAGCUACUUGGGGCUCCCCAAAACCACCCAGGGGAGAGAACCCUUCUGAGCAGCUACAGCCUCAAACCCUGGCGCUCUGAUAGACAGUCACUCAUUCACUGAGACAGACAUACCAUAUGAACAAGGCUAACGGGUAACUGGACACUUCCCAAUGCCACCGGCCCGGCAGAGGCCGCUUAUGAUACCUGGACAACCUGAUUUAAAAUCCCAAUUCCCUGGAUGAUUGGAUACGACUGUGGCUCUCUCUCUUCCUCCAUAAAUGCAUCUAUCUAGGGGGCAUUGAAGCUCUGGAUGCCCAGAAACAGAAGCCUCUCAUUUGGGUAGUCUCUCUCCCCCACACUGCCAGGCAGGAUCUCUGACUCAAAACUUGGGGCCCAAACACACAGUCACCUGGACUAACUGUGACAGAUAUUUCUGAGCCAGGUCUUGGUUUAUUUCUUUCAGGUAAGAAGGCUAGCCGCACAUGGUGGGACUUAAUUUCACACGGUCUUGAGAGGGAGGGAACAAGUUGUAUAAAGCAGGAUUAUUAUUAUUAUUUUUCCAACAUUUUGCCAGGUGGACUUGCUUUGAUUUGUUAAUAGUACUUGAAGUUUUCAGUUGAUAUUUGUAAAGUUUCUGUUUUUUGUUUGUUUUUUUCCUUUAAAUUGGAGGGUUGUUGUUAUUUUGACUUAAACGCUGAUUUGUUAUCAACCUCUCUUUUGGGGGUUGAGAUGCCGUCGGAGUGGUGUAGAUAUUAUAAUGAGGAUACAUAUUCAUAGAUGUGACUAUUCAAUAUAGAACUAUAUAGAUAUUAAGAAUUGUGAUUUGACGAGAGUGGGUUUUGAAUAGAUGUUGUAUGAAUCCGAAACCUUGCUGGUGUGAUAGGACUGACGCUCUCAAACUAGAUGGGCUUUGUGUCUUAAUAGGGUAACUUGCGUACUACUUAGUAUUGGCUAUGCAUACUAGGUAGUGCUAAUGUGUCUAUUGGGAUACACUAGAUAAACACUGUCACACAUUGCACUACAGGAACAAACAACCAGUCUCUUUGGGUUGUUGGAACCACCCUUUACCAUGUCAGCAGCUUUAGAAUAGAAGGACCGGACUUAGCUAAUGUUUGCAUCUGUUUUUUUUAAGUACAGGAUACAACUCCAGAAACAAAGCUAAACCAUGAUAUACUCUUUAUUUUACUCUACCAUAUUGUCAUAACCUAUUUUCCUCGAAGAAUACAAGUGUAAACUUAGUAAGUCUGGCCCUAAAAGACAGAAAAGAUUUAGUAAUCAAGCAAAGUUGAAUCCUAAAAUGAUGUUGUAAAGCAGGCAGAAAAACAAUGUAGGCUACAUUUCAUGGAUGACUUCUGAGAUAUGCAAAAUCGGUCAUUUUAUUUCAGUGGUGUUUUUCCUCUUGUGUAUGGGUAGUUCUUUCUGCGUACUGGUUAAGUAUUCAACCGAGCCACUGGAUAACAACUUUAUUGUCGGUAUUGUCUUCUUUUAUUAAACACUGCUUUGUUGAUAGUCUCUGUAAGUGUACGUUCAUAAAACCAAUGGGAUCAGAUUGGAGUAGGCUAUAGCAGGAGAACCUUUCCCAUUGGCUUCUUUAUUCACCAAUUAGAGGUCAUACACUUUUAUAAGAUUCCUGAUUGGUUGGAGGAGAUCCUCCUGAAUUCCUGAAUCUGCUUGUGUGUUGUAGCUGGUACUGAGUGGUGACGCAUCUGUAUCUAGACUUCAUUUCUAUCUCUGUACUACCUCCUGGUGAGCUUGUCAGUCAAAUAGAGACAGGGUUGGGGCUCAUUGUGAAUUCAUGAUGGGUCUCAAAUUUGAAAUGCAGGUUUGGGCAACUUGAUAUACCAUAUGCAAAUAGAAUAAUUAUAUCCUCAUAUGUUUGACUUUAAGACUAGACCGCAAACACGGAUAUUUGUAACAUAGCACAUUUGAGGUAGUCCUCGAAAUGGAAUAAUAUGCAAUAAUGUUUUCUGUAUUAUUUUGCUAUGUCACGUCCAUGAAUUAUAACACUCUAAAGUGAUAUUAAGAUACAUAAAAUAUAUUAUACUUACAUCAGUUUACCUAAAUUCUAUUGCAUAACUGUGACAACUGUGAGCUAUGGUCUAUAAUCAGAAUAGAAUAGUUAGGUUUGUUAGAACCACACGCUAUAUACACUGAGUGUACAAAACAUUAAGGACACCUUCCUAAUAUUGAGUUGCUUUUCCUUUUUUUUUUUUAUUUGAAGUGGAUUUAACAAGUGACAUCAAUAAGGGAUCAUAGCUUUCACCUGGUCAGUCUGUCAUAGAAAGAGCAGGUGUCCGUAAUGUUUUGUACACUCAGUGUAGAAAUAGACUAGUACAGAAAAAUGGGUCUAGCUCAGUGAUCGUCGCAGUGGAUGUGAAAUUAGCUAGAAUCUCUCUCUAUACCAGUAAGGUUGACGAUUAACUUCUCAGGAAAUGUUUGCUUUUUCUUGUCUGCAAGGGUCAAGCAAAGCACAUUACAGUUAAAAUCAAACAGAAUGACAUUGCGUAAAGUUACUUAAAGAAAAGUCUUAAUGGAACAACUUGCUCACAAAUUGUUUCUUCUUGUCCAUGUCUGAAUGUUGAUUUCUCCCGUUUUGAUAUGGUUUCUUGUGUUCAGUGAUUUACUGUUCAGUUGAUUGGUAAGGUAUUUUAUAUAAACCCUUCAUGUUCUAACAGUAACAAUUAAGAUCCCUUGGAUCAGCUUUCAGUUUGACGCCGUGCUUUGUGUAGAUAGGUAUGUUACCCUCAUUGUUUCCAUGUGGAGUUCCUUUUCCAAGGGAUGUAUAGUUUCUGCCAAUAUGCAUUUCCUCUCUUUGUUGAUUUAGAUUGAAUUGUUCAUCAUAUUAAUUAAGGUUAUAUACAAUGUCCAGCAGAGCAAUAAAAUGUAGUGUCUCGUUAUACCCUUAUGUGUAAAAGGUUUGGAGUUCAGGAUUUGCUUUUUGUUUGUGAUUCACUUUAUGAAAUUCGAUCUGGCACAGACUUUGACUAACUUGAUGAGAACGAAGAAAGCAUUAAAGGAUGAUGGUCAUCUUAACCAAUUUACUGACCAAAUUACAUUAUCACCUUAAGGAAAAUAAAGACACGGCUGUUUAUAGACUAACUUUGCUGCUACUUUCCAAAUAACCCAAAUGAUUCCUAACGCACAAUCAAACACAGCAAACCUUUUCUGCAUUUUGAAGAAAGGUUUCUACUUUUUCAGUGAUACUAUGCCUCUAUCUUUAUUCUUAGAAAUGUAUGUAAGAAUAUCCCAAUAUCACCUAGAAGCCCAAUCCAAAGUCAACACCUUGCCUCUCCAUCUAGACACUUCUGAAUCCUUCUUAGAGAUCUGAAAGAACAGGUUGGGUAUAAGCAAUAUGACAUUAUAUGCUCACAUCUAUCCGGUCUGUUCAGAUGUACAAGGGGCAAUUCAGGAAGUGUGUAGAUUUGAGGAGUGGCUGAUUUGGUAGUGGGUGCACUGAUCAAUCAAGUUAGAGUGCAUGCAGAAUAGUGAGGUCUUUCUGUGGUCCUGUACUGAGCAUUUUUUUUUUGCUGUUAUGGUCUUUGGCCGUGCUACCGCCCACUCUAAAUCCACCUCUAGCCCCUAACCCUAAGUAUCUCCUACAGAUCUGAAUGGAUUUGAUAGGUAUGAGAAACAUGGUAAUACCUCCAUUUUGCCCUUUUGGUAAGCUUGGUGGAAUUUUGAGCCAUAUUGCUUACACCUAUCCAAACCUUUUCAGACUCAAACAUGGUUUCUAGUGGUGGGGGCUAGGGAGUCAAUUUAGAAUGCGGUGUCUGUUCAUUGAAUACUAACACGGGUCUCUUUUUGUAUGCGACAAACCCUCUAUAUUCAGCCAUUAUAUCAUGGUGCUACAUACAUUUGAUAACGUGAUUAUUAGUUAUUUUAUUGGGGAAAUAAUUCUCAAUUGUAAUUAUGAACGGAGGGGCUUAAGUUGUGUUUUGAUGUUUUAUUUUGGAUACAAAUAACUAAACGAUUUGUUAAAAAGAUUGAAAUUAUUAACACUGGCCCUUGUGAUACAUAUUAAGUUGCAGUGUAGGGUUUGUUAAUUUUUUGAUAGUGUGUCUAUAAAAAUGAGGUUUCCUUUCAUCAUUAUGGUAAUUUUGUGCUGUGAUCAAAGUUUGAUAGACAAUUCCUUGAAUUUGUAAAUAUACCAAAUGUUUGGGGACAAUAUUGGUUGUAUUAUUUGUUUCUUUGUUUACAAUCAUUGCAAACUGUUUCCGCAUGGCUGUGAAAAGGUAUAUCUGUUAGUGAUUUUUGUAAGAACUAACUUUUUACACUGAAUAAAAUGAUACUUAUAAAUUA